Molecule: messenger RNA, 864 nt
Organism: Prosopis cineraria
Lineage: Eukaryota; Viridiplantae; Streptophyta; Magnoliopsida; Fabales; Fabaceae
Product: probable leucine-rich repeat receptor-like protein kinase At1g35710
Exons: 3
Coding region: 1-864 (287 amino acids)
Molecular function (GO): protein binding
Source: RefSeq, a predicted model, not a curated record
AUGGAUACCUCAUUACUCUCCCAUAUCUUCAAUCUUUUGCUUCUAUUGUGUGACAACGUCACAGAAUUGCGCCUGGAUAGUUGCCAACUUCAAAGCAUAAAUCCAUCCCUCCAGUAUGUAAAUUUUACUUCACUUGAAGUUCUUAGCCUUUCGGGUAAUGCUUUUAACUCUGAAUUCUUUCCAAACUGGUUAUUCAAUCUUAGUGAUGUCAUCACCUCUGUCAACCUGAGCUAUAAUUAUUUUCAUGGCGAACUACCAAAGAGACUGUUGAAUCUUCAAAAAUUAAAAAGCUUGGAUUUGCAUGGCAAUAAAUUGAGUGGACCAAUUCCAGCUUGGUUAGGCCAGCUUGAACACCUGCAAGUUUUUGAUGUUAGUGAGAAUUUACUUUCUAGCCCUAUUGCUCCUGGUUUGGGAAAUCUAUCAUCCUUGAUUACUUUGAAUCUCAAUUCAAAUAACGUAAAUGGUAGUCUUCCAGAAAGUCUUGGACAGGUCUUGAACUUGGAGAUGUUAUCUUUUCAUGAUAAUCACUUGAUGGGGCAUGUAUCUGAAAGAAAUUUUGUCAGACUCUCAAAUUUGAAAGUUCUUGGUAUGGGAUCUCCAAGCUUAAUCUUUGACUUUGAUUUGUUGUGGGUUCCUCCUUUUCAGCUGAUAGAGUUACAUUUGCUGCACAUGGUGGAUUCCAUAUUUCCUGAAUGGAUAUAUACACAAAAAUCUCUUAGAGUGUUAAUAAUUGUCUCCUCAAGUAUUUCAUUUCAGUCUCAAGAUAACUUUUGGAAUUUUGCAACACAGUUUGGAUGCUUAUGUUCACAAAAUAUUACAAUUGAUUGGGAAAUGUCUGAUGUGUUACUGACUCCUCAUACAUAA